Molecule: messenger RNA, 309 nt
Organism: Loa loa (African eye worm)
Lineage: Eukaryota; Metazoa; Nematoda; Chromadorea; Rhabditida; Onchocercidae
Exons: 2
Coding region: 1-309 (102 amino acids)
Source: RefSeq, a predicted model, not a curated record
AUGAAGGAAAACAAGAUGAAGUCGAGUUUACGGGCAAAGAGAUUCUUCGGGGAAGAUUGUAAAGGAGUCGGUCUGAGGCGAAAAGCCCCUAACAACGAAAAAGGCUUGAAAGACGAGGAAGGGAAAUGCACCGCCAGCACUAUAUUAAGAACGACAAAGAUACUGAAUUUGCUGAUGGAAGUUGAAGAUACUGGCCGAUUCCAUCUUGAUUAUAUCAUCUUACUGAUUUUUGCUAUUCCUGAAUUGACUUCAUCCUUCAAAGUAAUGAAACAGAAACAUCUAAAGGGAUUGGAAAUAACUUACAAAUGA